AUGUCUUCUCAGGAGGUCCCCAAGACCGGCCGCGCCGCCAUCGUCGUCCACCCUGUCCCCAAGCCCGGCAAGGGCGAGCUCCUCCUUCGUCUCAGCGCCACUGGUCUCUGCCAGAGUGACGUCCACUUUAUGAAGAACGAUUGGCAUUGGCCAAUCUCGGAUGGAUGCAAUAUUGUUGGGCAUGAGGGUGCCGGCAAAGUCGUCGCACUCGGCGAGGGUGUCGACCCCGAGGUGUGGAAGAUUGGCGACCGCGCCGGCGUCAAGCCGCUCGACUCGGUCUGCGGCGAGUGCCGCUCCUGCCGCCGCGGCCACGAGACGCACUGCGCCAAGCUCGUCGCCGUCGGCGCUCACGUCAACGGCUCGUACGCCGAGUACGCCGUCGUGACGGCCAAGUACACGAACCGCAUCCCCGAGGGCCUUUCCGACGAGAUGGCGGCCCCCAUCCUCUGCUCGGGCGGAACGGUCUACGCCGCGAUCAAGCGCUCGAACGCACGCGCCGGCCAGUGGCUCGUCAUCCCUGGCGCCGGCGGUGGAGUCGGCUCGAUGGCUGUGCAGUACGCCCGCUAUGCCGGAAUCCGCGUCCUCGCCAUCGACGCCGGCGACAAGGAGGAGCUGUGCAAGUCUCUCGGUGCUGAGCAGUUCAUCGACUUUACCUCGUGCUCCGACAUCCACGCCGAGGUCAAGAAGAUCACCAACGGCGGCGCCGACGCCGUCAUCGUCACCGGUGGCUCCAAGUCGGCCUACGAGAACACGCACCGCAUGCUCGCUCCGGGCGGCACCAUGGUCUGCAUCGGCAUGCCCGGCGCCGGCGUCGCGAGCGCCGGCGGCGACCCGCUCGAGCUCAUCAUGGGCGGCGUCGCCAUCGUCGGCUCGCUCGUCGCGGGCCUGCAGGACGUCGACGAGGCGCUCGAGAUUGCGGCGCUCGGCGGCGUCAAGCUGUCCAACCUGCACGUGCACCCGUUCGAGGAGCUCCCGGAGCUCAUCAAGAAGCUCGACGCCGGCAAGAUGGUCGGUCGCGCCGUCGUCAAGUUCGACAAGUAGCCCCGACUCCCAGCGACGUUUUUGCGAGCAGUCUGACGAUCAGUGGAAAUUACGAAUAGCAGUGCCCC
Molecule: messenger RNA, 1109 nt
Organism: Rhodotorula graminis WP1
Lineage: Eukaryota; Fungi; Basidiomycota; Microbotryomycetes; Sporidiobolales; Sporidiobolaceae
Exons: 9
Coding region: 1-1041 (346 amino acids)
Molecular function (GO): zinc ion binding; oxidoreductase activity
Source: RefSeq, a predicted model, not a curated record